CUCACCCAGUUCCAGUCUUUAUCCAAAUCUCUUCACUUUCGGUUCGUUCGGUUAUUCUUUCCUCGAUUUCACUCUCCACACACAAAGAUACAUAGAUGCAAAGCCAUCAAAUAAAAGAUACUGUGUACAGUGAGCGUUGAGGAUCCCGGGAAAACCAUGAACACUCCUUGAUACCCGUUUUGGAGGCAAGAUCCGAUGAUUGUGCAAUGUAGUCCGCUAAUCCUUUCUAUCCUAGAGAAUCCUGCUGAAAGGUAGAUUUCGGAGUACAAUAAACGUUCCUAAAGCUUUUGUGCUGUUUAGUGAAUGUGAUAGCGAUUUUCCUUAAUCAUGUUAUCUGGCUCGUAAUAGGAUGAAUACAUUACAGGCUACAUUGUAGCUAAUGCUGCCGUGAUAAGUAAAUACGCGGGAGUUUCGUGCGUGGUAGGUGAACGCUAACAUUUUCUAAGGCUCACGAUGUGUUAUUAAUAUUGAGAUCCUGGCGGUGUUUCCUUUGUAUAUAAUUAACUCCUCCACAUGCGUUUCAGAGGGUGUAAUGACUUAGCCUAGCUCGGAGUUGUGUGCGAUAUUUAUCGGUCGGUAGACGGUCGUUAAAUCCUCCAGUUCUGGAUGUGUAAGGCAGUAAAAUAAUAAUAAGACCAGGAGCAAUGGCCAUGAUUGCUGCUCGGAGGCGGUGUUUCUGUCGCGAAUAUAGUAACGUGCUUUAAAAAAAAAUCCCUGCUUUGUUACGUCGUUGUUGUUGUUAGAAAUCGUUUAUAGAAAUACACAAUAGUCCCGUUCUAAAUGUAAAUAUUACAUACGUUAAGGACAAAAGCGUUCGCGUUGAAGCUGUGAUGUGUCGUUGAAGGCUGGAAGUUUUCAAGUGAAUUUUGAACAGUUUUGUACAAACAUACAUGCCAGACAAACUGUAUGUGGAUAUUGGCACUGUCUGGGAGGAGAAGAUAUUGUUUACCUGCUACACUUUCGUAGAAAAUUAAUUAUAAAUGAAGCAACAUGGGAAAUGGAAUGAACAAGGUCUUGCCAGGACUAUAUGUUGGCAACUAUCGCGAUUCGAAAGACCACCAACAGCUGGAUCGUUACAACAUCACCCACAUCAUUGCGAUUCAUGACAGCCCCAGGCGUCUGUUGCCAGACAAACACUAUCUGUGCGUGAUGGCUGCUGACACGCCCGACCAGAACCUCUCGCAAUACUUCUCAGUUUGUAACGAUUUCAUUCACGCCGCCCGACUCCGGGACGGGAACGUUCUAAUCCACUGCCUGGCGGGAAUGUCGCGCUCAGUUACGGUGGCUGUUGCUUACAUUAUGACCUGCUCGAAUCUGAACUGGAAGGAAGCACUGAAGGUGGUGCGAGCCGGUCGUGCCGUGGCCAACCCGAAUUUAGGAUUUCAGACUCAAUUGCAGGACUUUGAGAUGAAUCGACUGGCGGAGGAGCGACGGCGACUACGCGAACGCUUCCCAAGCGUAGCGCUCGAGCAAAUGGAUCGGGACCAAUGCACGACGGCUCUGUGCAGUUACGAGGAGCAACUACUGAACAAGGACAUUUGCGAAGGGAAUUGCUCGCGAACGGAGAAGUGUCCAACAGGAUUAUGCAAUACGGACAAUGCAAAAGGUAUUUUUCGACGAAAGACCAGUUCAGCUUCAAUGGGCCGUAGUCGGCUAACCCCUAUUCCGGACGGUGCUCAAUCAUGUCCUACUUCGCCAAAGUACUCACAUCGGCAGCGUAGUCAACGUGACCGGGAUCGAGGUGAUCAGCCUCGGGAUCGAGAUCGAGAUAGGGACCGAGAGCGAGAUCGUAAAGAUCGCAAUGUAGAGCGAAGUCAAACUGAAGGAGGUCCCGGAACCUCGAGAACUUCAAACGGUUUGACGAGGAGUGCAAGUACAAUAAGCAAUAUAAGGCCGCGAAGUAGCCCAGCUGGAUUAUAUUCCUAUACAGGUAAGGAUGAAGGAUCAGCACCAACAUCCGUCCAUGGUUCACGUGUGGAUCUUGCAACACCCGAUAAAGGUUCCGCUAUCUACAUAGGAUGUGCACCUCCGAAGAAUGAGAUCUAUGGCUCGACGAAAUCUAUAGUAUCAGCGCGGGUGGGAUCAUCUAGUGCAUCGACACCGCUACAGACACCAACAAACACCCCACCGGUUAGUCCUAGCAAGCAAGCAAUCAAAAGGUCAAGCAGUGUCGUUAAAAAGAAAUGAAAACUAGAGUUUGCAUCCUGUGUGCUUGCUCACUAUAGCAGAGAUGUUUCUUCCUACGCUUCAUAGUAUUUAUCCGAGGUUCAGGCUGCUGGAGGCCAAGCUAUUUGGUGCAGCGAAAAACAUUUAUAUAAAUACUACUAUCGCAUUGCCUACUCAUUAUAGUCACUUGGUAAGGACAAGACGUGGGUACGAUGGUGAAAUGGAAUCCGGAAUUUGAAGCGUGAAAAUGUAUUUUGAAUAUGGACGGGUUUGAAUAGGAUCACAUAUUUUCGAAUGCACCUCAUUCCAUUUAGUUUUGGAAGGAUAAGCAAUAAGAAAGGAAUUUGUUACUUUCGGUCCUUUUAUGCACAAACUUCUAUUCGGACUUUGGGCAUUUGGAAUUGAAAAGAUGCUUCCGAAUAGAAAAGAUAUUUAAGAAUAUAAUAAAAAGAUACUUUAGAGCAAUUAAAAUUGAUCUACUUCGAGUUGUCGAGGAGACCCAAGCAUUUAAUGAGUGUUAAGAAAAUUUGAUAUUAAGAAAACUUAGGCAAAGGAGAUGAAUGUGAGUUCUUUCAGUGGACGGAAGUGACUAUACUACUAAUAAGGUGCUAUUAUCAACCUAAUUUGCGUCCUAACCCCACUGCAUUAAGUUGCAUAAAUCCCAAUCGUAACUGUAGCUAGCAUUGCUCCCAUCAUAGCUGCAAUUGACCAAAUGAUAAAGAGUCAAUUAAAGUAAUUGAAAAUAUUUCUAAAAAAGUUGAUUGCGAAGAUUGUCCUGGGAUAGUCAAACAGCGGAAUGCCAGGAGAAGAUAUAUGGUUAAGCAAAUGUUAUCAACUUUAUUUGAUAUUUAUCUUGGUUAUUAGAUAUAGAGAUAUCGUCAAAGAAUGUUGGUUCCAUCGGCAAUUGCUCUUUUUGAAAACGAACACGGACUUCUCGGUCAGUUGUUCCAUGCCUACUUACUUAUCGGUCCGGGUUUGCGUCCCGGUUCGUCAUGGAUGUUUAUGUUUGUGCUGUGCUGCUACUGUAGACUUAUUACCUACAAACUAUUAGGUCUGAAGAUAUUGAAAUUGAAGCACAGUCUUAUUGAAAGCUGAGAUUGUGUGGAUGCCCUACACUCCAAAAAGGAACGAAUAAAAGACCAGCAAAUUUGUUGAGAAUGCUGGGAGUCCUGAAUUCGCACCCACUUGGUGACGGACCGGAGCACUUGGGAAGCAACUUACUUCCUCUUUUGUAGUCCACGGACUUAUUUUUUUUGGGUUGGUCACCCAAGUUCUCAAAAAAGAAAGAAAAAGUUGACUGACGGUUUCCUCUAGGACAGUGAUGACGCCUGAUGAGUUGCCUCUGCCCUGGACGAAACCGUCUUUCAACUUUCUCGUUCUUUUUUGAAAAGUUGCAUGGUUAACCCAAAAAGAGGAGUCCGUGGACUAAAAAAGAGGAAGUAAGUUGCUUUCUACUUAGGUGACCAUAUGAUUCCCGUCUAGCUUGUUAAUCCUCUCUACGUGCCAUCAUUAUGGGUUCCUGUCAAUACUCAGAUCCUUCUAAUACUUUGAGGGAAGUCAAUGCUCCUCUAUUGUUUUGUGUCACUUACCAUUGCAUGGUGCCAUUCCAUCCAUUCCGUCGCCUUUUCUCAUGUGUGGCCUAUCCAUUGCUACUUCUGCCUUUGGUCCAUAUAGUUAUGCCGCUGGAACAUCAUAGAGCAUACCUGUCUCCAAUCUGAAUAUUUGUUUUGCUUGAAUUAUUGAUCCUCUGUUGAAAAUGGAGUUUAUUACGGUAGAAACUAGUCGGUACCAUCAAACCAGAGAUCCAUUUUAGGUCUCCAAAGAAUUGUCAGACUCUGCUACACUGUACGCAUCCCAGAAUAUUGCCACCAUCUUUGAUCCGUCGGUAAAGAAUACUGUGUCGUAACCCUGCGGGUCUUCCAUCUGCCCUAUUUUCCCAGCUUCAGCUAAAUUCCUUUGAAGCUCACUUGCGUGUGGUAUAAUCCGUUGGAAAUGCUUGGAGUUCCUGUGGUACCUCGAAUUGGAUCUCACUAUGGUCUUAGGGCUUAGUUGCCCAAUGUCCAGACGCGCCAAGUCUGACUGCACUACACGAUGCCGUAUCGUUAAUAUGAAGGUCUUGGAGAAGGAUGAAUAGGAGUUCAUUAAGGACAUCCGUCUUACAAGAAUACAGGGCUGCAGUAGGACCUGCAUAUUCGAUUCUUUGGAUCCCAUUGAACUUCGUUCCACUGUACUUUCUUCACAGCGACGGACACUACUCAAUAGAAUCGUACGUUAGAAUGGGAUGGAUCAGGGCUGAGUUAAUUCGUAGAACCAAUCUCCCCGGAGACUUCAUUUUUUAACGAGGCGUUUCUUACCGACCUAAAAGGCAGACUACAUGCCUUCUAAAUCCACAGUUCUAUGCUCAGUCUCCAAUUUAACCGUUGGAUUCAAGAUCACACCCAGACACUUUAUAUUGGAGGAGAGUGAUAAUCGUUGUCCAUUUAGCACAGGGAGUAUAAUUUCGGGUAUCCUUAUUUUGGCGGCAAGUACCGAUAGCUAGAUAAGGCUAGAUUUAUGCCGAAUCCGAAUCUUGGAACUCACAGGAACACUUUUCCAAAUGUACCCUCUGCAAUUUCCCUCAUAACGGAGGGAAACAUUUCUAAUAAUCACAUCACCAAUUCAUCGGCAUAUAUCACUAUCUUCACCCUCUUCCUGUGCAGUAUCUGUAGAAACCAUCACUAUAGCCAGAGCACUUGAGAGAGGUUGUCACUCUGGGGCGUCCCUCUAUUCACAGCUCUGGUUAUGUAACUAUUUUCCAUAUCAGACUGAAUUAUCCUAGUUCUUAGCAUGAAUACUAUCCAUUGCUCAUGGCCCAAAGUCAUUCGCGGAUUCAUGGCCGCGGUUACCCGCGCAUCUUCAGGAGCACCGCAGAUGUUUGAAUAAAAUACAGGCAUUAUGUAGCCUGGACCUGGAGUUAUAUGUAGGAGGAAGCUGUUUAUAGCCAAGCUGAUUUUAUCUUCGGUGGGUAGUGAUUCAAGAUUUUCAAACUUCCAAACUUCGUCCAGACGACCGUCCUGCCGUUUCUGAAAGGGUAGGGGGCUGUUACAGCUAAAUUCAGACUCAGCUGUGACCAGCUUUGAUCCGAGAAUUAUCGUAGAUCAUACACAUGCAAUUUUUAUACCCUGAAAAGACCUCCUCUCCCAAGGGAAAUGGAAGGUAGUUGUGCUUACCCUGUUAUGCACCGAUUGUUAAUAAUAAAGUCCAAACUAAUUCAAAGCAUAUGCCUCGCAUCGCAGUCUAUGAGUAGGUUGGCUUUCUUCAAUGCGAUAAUUGACGUUGAAUGUUGUGAUCCUUUCGAUGCUGCUAAUCGAUCGUGAGCUAGGUAAGCCGAGGGGAUAUGCACGUCCUUCGCUCCCGCCUACUUCAAUUUAACCAAAAUUGGGACUUGGAACUGAGGUCCAGACAUAGAAUGGCGUGCAGGCUCGUCCUGGUAAGAAUAAAUGCAAGCCUAUUCCGAUUAGCGUCUCUUGUAAUUGUAAUAUUUGCUUUGGAGCUUUUUGAUGAUUCGGCCUCCUUGGAUGUCUUCCUCAUGUAGGUAGACCAGUAGAUUGGCGGAUUUGCACUUCGAGCGCUGCAGAUCAGUAUGGUCUGCUUACACACGGCGUCGAUUGGGUCCAAAUCGUCCUUUGUGUUUUUGACUCCGAAUCGCAUUCUGCAGUCCGCAGCGGCACUGAUCUUAGCAAAGUAUGAACUGAGAAAGUUCCUCGAGAACUGGUCCUCGUAUGCUUUUAGUUGAUACCCACUGACCACCUAGGGGGAGUUUUACAUUGCACCUGCUCCCUCCAUGUUCGAUAGCUAGCCUCUACAGCCUGGCCUCAACGCUGGUCCAUAUUUAUGAUGGCACUUUGCCGCCAGUAGUGAUAGUACCGACUUCCUUAUUCUUCGUAAUCAUCUUUGGGUGGAUGGCUUACUGGUUUUUGGGCAGUACUCUAGUGGACUUCCGUUUCUCUAUUGGUUUCCGGCAGUUGGCAUUCUUACCGUCCUCGUUACCGGGGGAACAUCCGAUGAUUUUGGCCCAGAACUACUAACAUAUUCGCUACGUCCAGUUCGACAUCAGAGGUCUAUGCUGUUGGUCCUAGCGCAAGGGUGCUACGAUUGGCACUUGUUGUUCUGAUUUCGAAGGCUAUUUUUUCUUGGCUGGAUGCCAGCAGCUUGUUCUUCGAUGAUGGGCAUUGUACCAGCAUCUGCUGUACUAUACAGUUCGUCCUUCGAUGAUGUGCCCAACAGCAGCCCCUCUUCUUCUUCUAUCGUCUGUUAUAUUAAAUUUGUGCCCACGGUAAUUAUAGCCCUAGAAAUCAAGCUCCCCUUUGACAACACAGUCCUCGGUGUAUACAGGUCCACCCUGGCUUGGGGUCCUGCUAGAACAUUUAAAGAGGAGGAUUGUCUUUGGCCAGUUUCGGUUCAUCCUGUGCCAAAUUAUCUUGCGCAGCCUUCGGCGGGGUGAGCUUACUUCUAGUCCAGAUAGAUUUUCGGUGCCACAAUGAGGGUCGUGUGAGGAAUAGUCAAAUUAUGUAACCUCAACUUAAAGCAUAAUCGAACUAGGCCAUCGAAUGCAGUUAAGUAUUUCCUCCCCUGAAAGUAUAUCAAGAUGGAGUGACCGUUGUUAAACAUUUUUGCCUUGCCCCACCUUCUAUUUCUUUGCUUUUCGUUAUGUCUGUGCUGCUUGCUGGCUCAAGGGCGAAGGGAUUAAUUUCUUACAGUUAGAGAUAUUUAAUUCCUUAGCCUUUGUCCCGUUCAAAAAGGAGUCGGGUCGUCUUGAUUGGUUGCGCUACUUUUCUUACGGUACCCAAAAGUAUAGAGGUUGUCAGGACGGACGACACUCCGGUAAAUUUUGGAUUUGAGACGUUCCUUGAUAUGUCGAACCCAAAGAACAUCAGUUGUGGAACCCCACUUCAUCCAGUUCGACAUAUUUAAAGCCUUCAGUCCUAGGUAGGCCUUUGUCACUGACAAUAGUAAUGUUUGUGACAUUGGGGUCGGUCGUCAAAAACUCUGUUUCAUUCGGAUUCAAUUUGAGACCGUGUUGCAUUAGGCGAUCAUUCCACUUUUGGAUACGUAGCUCAAGAUAUGUUCUCUUAUAAGGCGCAUAGAGUAAUACAGCGGCGAGAGGGGACUUCCUUGAUGAAUAACGACAGAGACACGAAGCGGUUUCGAUUUGUCGGCCAUGCUUUUAACUUCACUUUUCGGAUAGUGAUAGACCAAUUUUAUCAACCAUUUAAGUUUCUCUGGCCGGUGCUUCCACAGAGCAUACCCGAUGAGUUUGUGUGACAUCCAGUAAAACUUUUUCUCUAGAGAGUAGGGUGCUUAUCACUCCAUGAGUAGCCAUGCAGCGUGUACUACGUCAAUAGUUCCGCGGUUCUUUGUAAACCCGCCCUACUUCACGGUUAUUUGAACGUUGUCGCGAAUACGGUUGUCUGGACCUUCUGCUGGAUUGUCUUUCUUUUUCCAUAUUGGAACGGUCGUGCUUUCCUAACAGUCAGAUGGUGGUCUACCCUCUUCAAUGUCACGAUUGAAGAACUCACAGGUUUGGAUAAUAAUGAUCGCCUGUUGGGCGUUCCUGUAAAUUUGCUAAUUAGCCAGGGUUUGGUCGACGAGAAACUUAUGAUGGAGGCGUUUUUUCUCGCGAAUCUUCAUUUCGACAUCAUCAUUCUAAAGUGAAGUAUCUUGCUAACCAGGCUUGGUGACUCCGAAGGUUAUAUAGCUGGAUGUCACGUUUUUCGAUAUUCGUAAUGGUUGCCAAUCCCGUAAGUAAAAUCACUUCUCCCAGUUUCUGGUUUUUCCCCCACAUGAGCACUAAGAUCACUCGCAAUAACGAUGUAGUCAUUGGUAGGUACGUUACAGGGUUUUGCGUCAAGUAUUUGCCAGAAGGUAUUUUUUGGGUAUCAAACGACCUGUCGCGAUCGCGAUCAGUUGAUAUAAUAGUGACAUUCAUCAGCCGAUCAUUAAAUCCGUAAACUUCUUUGAUGGCGUCGUGAAAACCCUGAGAGAUGGCAAUGUCGACAUCAUAUUGAGUGCAUUGACAACCAAAAUAGAGCAGUAUGUUAUGUCGCAGCAUUUGGGACCACAUCUUCGAGUUCCCCCGUCUUUCUAGUGAGGGUACUAAUAUUUGGCGUGCAAACAUAAAUUUUUGGUUCCGAAUUAUUUACUUUCGUCUUGGCGUCGUCCAUGCGUCAAGAAGCCUUACUAAUUUCUCGACAAGACCGAGGCUCGUUCUGCCACGUGGACUGAGAUCCGAGAGUUUUUAUUCGAAGCAUUUUUUUAAUGAAUUGAAUUUCGCACGACUUGUCAUUAACAGAGAUUAGGUAGGAUCUGGUAUAGUAGAGUAACUCCGGCUAUAUUUGAUUUAUCUCUUUCCCUUAUCUCAAUAGUUUAUUUUUAUUUUAUUGAGGAUAGUACAAACAUGUUACUUCGAACCCUCCUCCUUUAUCUAGGCUUGGGAACAGCAUAUUAUGUAAAUAACAUUGCGAAGUUACUUUUUUUAUUGAAAUUAAUAAGUUUAUUGCCUUCAGAUGACCUAUUUUAGGGUUGACAAGGGGGCCAGCUCCUAUAAUUCUCAACUACUCAAGUAACAUUGCCGCUAAACCAACGACCAGAUUCGAAGUAACACUUUGUUUAUGGCCUUCAUCGAAAGGAAGAAGAUCAUACAUUCACCUUACUUAUUAUACAUUCCGCAACCUAUGAAAAAAAAAAAUUCGAACGGCUUUGUAACGGACAAGCAAAUUUUGAAUAAAAGUGUAAUAUUUUAUUUGACAAUUAUAUUUGUUAAUUUCUAACGAAUUGUUGUAAUUGUCAUUUAGAAGUUUAAUAUGGAUAGAAAAAAAAUAAUUUAAAAUCGAGAAUUAGUAAUCUGUAAAUAAUAGAAAAUAAAUAAAUCAAGAAAAUUUGCUUUAGACAAUUUUUAAAUAAUUGAAAAGAAAAUUUAAAAUUGAAGAUAUAUUUAUGUAUGGUGAAGAAAGUUGAUAAUUCAGAAGAAAAUGUUAUAAGAGAGGUCAUGUUCCUUGGAAAAAACAGAGACCCUGAUUAAAUAGAGCAAAGUUUUGAUGAAUUCGUUUGAAUCAGUUGCAAAUAAACGAAAUUAUUGAUUCAUUAAGUGAAAGAUUGUCAUUUUUCAUGAUGCUCAUGCCUUUGUUAAACAUAUGUAGAGUUAUAUAUGAAAUACUACCCGACUAACUACAAUUAGUCAUGUUCGCACAAAAACUCAUGUGGCCUAUUUCGCUGUUUUUACCAUAACAAUUGUAACUACAUAAAGGUCUGCAGGCAGACUCUAAAUCAAAUAUGUAGAUUCAAGAUAUGGUUAGUAAAUAUGUUUGAAGUGUUAAUGUUUUCGAUUGUUGAAAUUUCCUUGCUUUAAAUGCGAAUCCUGUUUAAGAAUAUAUAAAAUGGUUAAAGGUGAUUAUGCAAUCAAAAUUAAAAUGAGAUAAAAAACAAAAGAUAGUUUAAAAUCUAAAAUACUUAAUUGAAAGAUAAUCUGUCAUUUCUAUACAUAAAUUUGUACAUUCGCUAUUUUUAUAUGUGUCACGGAAGAAGACAAAAUUUAGGCAGAAUAAUUUGAAAAUUGUUCAUACUGUUGGCGGUGAGAUUUAUUGAAUUAAUAUAUGUUCAAGAUAGUGUUCCAUUAGAAAUCUUCCUGCUCGUCUGGAUGAUCUUCUGAUUGAUUCCUUCCCUCCUGUGUGAUCAAUCUGAACAACCUGUGUUUACUGAAGUUCAUCCACCUAUUUUUUGGACCCUAACCUGCCUUAGUACCCUAUUUACUCCUGCUGCCCUAUACGGCCUGCCCAUUUGCUGGUGUGCCCCACCAGCUUGUUGAGAAAGGACUCAUCAACUUGAUUUGAUCCUAACAUAGCACAUGUUUCAAACUGUGGCAAAUUUGUAUUGUUGAGAAAAUACUCAGAAAAAAAUGUAAAACCCUAAAAUAUUAGUAUAAAUUGCUAAAAGCGCUCGCUCUUGCCAUUUAAAGAAACUUUCAUUCAUUGUGAGCCGGAUGAAUUCAUGCUCAAUUGCAUUCCAAAUCUCGCAGGUUGAUAGAUAGGAACUCCACGCCUUCAUUCAUGAUUUCCGAAACAGCUACGGGACAUAUUAUUUGGAUAAUAUUUCUAAGAAGUUCUCCGAUCCAUGAUCAAAACGGCAAAUCUGAAUCCUCCUCCAGCUAUCCAGUAAGUACAAUCAAGUUUCCGAUUUCCAGUUCCACUCCUUCUCUACUACCUUCUGACCCUUAAGGCGUUGGCACUGCUCUAGCACUAGCAUGGGUCCAGUAUUCGGAUCUCAGUAUUCUGGUCCCUCUCAGCAACGCAUGUCGUUUGAAGUUCCCACUCAAUUUGAAGUCAAGCUAAUGCUUCAUUCAUUUUGUUCACAUGGCAUCACUAGUGCCCAUACACCACAGAAAAAAUCGGUUAGUAUUACGGACUCCACGGUAACCAACCAGCUGUCUUUGCUCCGCUUUUAUAUAAAAAUUCCUCUAUUGCCUUUCUGGAGCCGUUAGGGUAAAUGCAUCAAAUGGUAUACAAUUAAGAGAAAAAUACUAGGUCAAUGAUAAUUUUAGUUUGCAAUUUAAUUGGAUAGUUAUUAAGUGGAAUUUUAGGGUCAAGGAAUAGGAUUUUGAAUAAGAAAAUUGUUCAUUCAAAUUUCAAAGAUGAAUUAAGUCCAUUUCCAUGACUGCGUAGAAUCCAAAGUUGGGUGUUUCGAAUUAGCAUAUAUGGCCACCUCCUCUUCUGAGCAUCAGUCCAACGUUUUCGUCAUGCCCUGACUUUGUGUAUUGUCUCCCCCGUUCCUCGAAAUUAUGGUCGCCGUGCAUGUUUAGUCGUACAAUCUUUGCACCUUUUCAGUUGAAAUAUGAAUGGGUUUCAUUUAGUCACCACAAAUUCUGCUUCUUCUAACGUCGUUCGGAAAGCGCUAGCAUCUUAAGGCGAUCAGAUGAUGUAUUGACGAUAGGGUCUCCUUCAAUGCCUUAAAAUUAAGGGUCUUCGUCCAACCUGGUGCUGCCACACCCAGACAGGCAACAUCUUCCUCGCCGGUUUCGUCAUCAUAAUCAACGGAGCAACAACCGGUAUCCGGUCUAGGCCUGCCUCAGAAAGGAACUCCAGGCCGCGGUUUUGCGCCAAAGUCCACCAAUUCGAUAUCUCCAAGAACUGUCUAGCGCACGGAACCUCUUUCCACAUAUGAAGCUCACUUUGUAUUCCGCCAGCUCUAAUCCUGGUGAUAUUAACCAUUCCGAUUUCCCACAAGCUCAGAUAACAUCCGCAAGUUGUUUGUUUACUACCAAAAUUGCGAUGUUGUCAUUAUAGCCAAUAAGGGUAGUUUUUUCGCGGUAAUUUGAUCCAUAGCUCAUGGUCGUACACUGCAUUCCAGAACAGUUGACCCAAUGCUGAUCCUUGAGGCAUUCGCCGGUUGUCAAAUACUCAAAUGAGCCUGUGGGUUUCUAUCCACCAAAUAAUCCUCGAAGCCGGUUGAUUAUAUAUACAUGGUCUGCUUUGAAAGUAAUAGGAUUCGUUUUUUUUUAAAUGUAGUAUGGGAAAUCGGGGGUGUAGGCGACUGAAGUAGCAUUGUCACCUUGUGCUGGACAACAAACUCCACUACGCCGAAUGCUGUAUGGCUUUGCGCGUUGUCAUGGUGCAGCCGUCCAUUGUUGGCCACGACUGGGCAGACAUGAACAUUGUCUUUUCGCAGUCUUGUGAGGAGUUCCACGUAAAAAACUGCAUUAACUGUUUUUCCGAGUGGUACCAACUUUUUGUAAAUGAGUCCACGUCGAUUGAAAAGCUAAUGAGCACUGACUUUGUUUGAAUUUACUCAAUCGUGUUUUAAGGGAGCGGUUCUUUGGGUCAUACUUAAGCACCUAUGCCUACAUUGUCUAAAACGUUGGGUCCUCAUCCUGACGAUUGAGAAGAUCCUGGCCACCAACUUUGCACACAAUUUACUCAUAGGUAACUUUUUUUUUACGAUCUCAAAAAUUUGAGUUUGAGGGAAGUUAUCAGCAAUCACUUUGACACUCAUCUUAUGAUCACUGUUAGCGAAUCUUCCACUCGCGACAAGUUUUCGUUGCCCUUGCUGGUCAAACUGCGUUCGGAGCGGUCAUCGGACGACGGUAUCACUGUAGGCUUUCAUAAUCAUAUCGUUAGGUUUACCAAGCUUCAUGUAAAAUUUGAUCUUGUAUCAUUGCACCAUGAUUCUCCGUGACGGAUAAUUCAACGGCUGAGAACCAAUUGCCGAUUUCUCCCAACGUUCCCAAUAUCCACCUUCACAGAUCCUGGGCGAGCAGACUGCUUCUCGUCCGCCCAUUUGCCAGGAAAACCCAGUCCUGCUACUUCCUGAACACACCCUGUAGGUGGGCAUAAUCAGCCGGUUUAGGGAUGUUAUCAGCAUUCCUCAUAUCAAUAUUGAUGAUUGCACGACAUUUUCUGGUAUUGUCCUGCCAUUGCUUCUUCUGGUAGGUUGAUCACUGCAUUGUAUGCAUCAGCUGUUCAUCGAGCGGCGUUAAAAUCGUACUGUUGUUUAGAAGUCCUUCCUAUCUUCUCUAGAAUUGGAAAUAUCCUGUUUCAUAUAAUGCGUUCCAGAAGCUUUCCAAACUGCCCAGUAAAUAAAUGGGGUGGCACGAGGACGGCUUAUCAAGUGGUUUGCCACUCUAUGGUAGCAUCACCAGCAUCUGUAUUUUCAUCUGUUGUUGGUGCUUUAUUGGCCCCUAAUGGCAGCUUAUGUUAUAGCUGGAAUAACCUUUGGAGGAUGCUCUCUGUCGGUCAGAAUAGUCCAUCUGCUCUACCUGCGCAAUAAAAAUGAACACUUAAUCUGCAGGACUUUGUCUGUUUUCAGUUUUGCCAGUACUUCUCUGUAGGCGUGCUCUCUACGGGUAUAUGUUAGCCCCUUCGUUCCUUAUCGUUUAUUUUGCUCGCCUUCAUGGAUUGUCCUUGGCGAAUUUCUAGUGCAAGCUUUGUAUGUCCCUUUGUUUAACAACCUGCUUUCCUUUAUGCGUUGGUAAUUCCUCCUUGCAUUGCAUUUAGCAGGUGAUGCGACUUUUAAUUUUUUUCAAGGUUUUGGUAGUCUGUGGACAUUAUUUCUGCAUUCCUGACAAUUUAUUCACAUUCUUCUUCUCUAGCAUCUAUUGGCCCGGAAUUUCCAUAGUUUAGCCUGUUGGCCACUAUGUAUAUAGUGGCAUUUCCCUCUCCUGCGUCCUGUUUACAAAAGUAAUAUCUACCACUGAGCCUAGCCACCCUUUGGGGAAGUUGUAGGCGUUUCCGAUAUUAGCAAAUGCAAUGUCAAGCAACGAGAGGACUUCCAGCAGUGUCAGUCCUCUUUUGUUUGAAAGUUUACUCCCUCACUGAUACAAUGACAAUAGGGUUCGUGUGAGUGUGCCUAUAUAACGACUUGGUGACAAGUGAUGAUCCUAGAUGGUCGAAGUUAAUUAAGAAGGCAGAGUUAUUUUAAAAAUCUAAAAAAGGAGGCGAAAACAACCAUCAAAGUCCGUCCACAAUUAAUGUAGUUUGCCUGAAAUACCUGUCUAUACGCGUUUGCAAGUUACUGUGCUAGUUAGGCUCGGGAAUGUGGAGGGCACUUUUGAACACCUCAGUUCCUUUUACGUGAUUAUCAAGUAUUUCACAUGUGUUUUAAUCCGAUAAUACGAAUUGCAUUGGAAUCUGAAUCACAAAAUAACGAUGACGCGUGGAGUCCAAACUGCAGCGGAUCCAAAGCUGAAAGUGGGAAAACAAAAAAUUACUGGUUUGACCAUGGUCCUUCUUUGCUCGUAAUCUGCGCUUAGUCAAGCAUAGCAAAUAUAAGCAUGAAAGCCGUUUGGCUUACAAAUCUAUUGGGAGGUGUUUCCUCGAAUGAUUACCUUCCAGUCGUCCAAGGUCUUUCACUUUUAUAAUCGGUCCAUACUUUUUCUUUGUAGUUUUUAGACUGGUCCUAGAGAUCGUGACCAGCCGCAUAGUGGCUCAGAUUUGUCUGAAUAAACCUCAUUGGCACCUUGCUUUUGAAUCUCAUUGUCAGUGUCCUUUCUGCAUGACAUUGCCAUGUGUCCUUUUUUGACGCACCGUUUGCAUCGAUCAGAUUUAUUGCCCUUACUCUUGCAAGAUUUGUGUCUUUUGCAUUCUGCCGUUCUUCACUUGACUGCCAGCUUCCAGCAACUUGUUUGCUCAUACAGUCAUCAAACCUAUGAUUGCCUGUGGCGUGCCGUCAUUUGCUUUGCUUCAUAUAUCCUCUUGCGCUGUAGUCUCGUCGAGGUCCCUGCACGGCAUAGUUAUUUCGUGGUUCAAUUGCCUCAGCAUGACGCCCUUUCCUAAGAAUUUCCCUUUUGCCGUCUCCCCAGAUUCUUGUGAUAUUGCCACCUAAGCGACUUAGGGUCAGAUCUCCCUUGAUUUUCCGCAAAAUUUUAGUAUAGGAUAGGUCACUCUUGUUUUCGAUAAAAAUCGCGUCCAGACGGAAUUUCUUCAAUUGGGUUUGACUUGUUUCUUUGAUAUAACAAUUGUGCAAGCGUUUCUUCCCAUUUUCUGGGAUUCCAGUUGUGAACCAGAUUGAAGUUUCAAACUUUGGGCUCACCCCCGCCAAUCCUGCCUUUUUUAAAGUUUUGUACGUUUUUGAUGUUGGAACCUUUGCUGGAAUGUCUUUUAGCACUUUAUGCCUCCUUUAGCUUACUCCUUUGGGCUUGUUUCCUAUACUCGCAGUAGUGCUUUUCUCGCUGUCUCAGUAGCUUGAAAAUUCAAUAGAUAAUCUCAUUGCCAAUUACUAUAAACCAGUCUAACCAUUACUCUAUAUAUGUACACCCAACCACAAAUAUCAGACGUAACUGAAACAAUCCUUAAAAAAGUACCCUUUUCCUAGCGCUUUUACUGUAUUGAGUAGUUUGAUUAGUAAAAAUUAGCUUCGAAUUUCAAACCAAAAAAAAACCUAAAACAUUUUUACUCUAUCUAGAUUUUCAGUGUGAUAAACAUAAAUGUAGCGCUUCUAGAGAAAAAAAUCCUCUAUUUUCUAAAACAUGUGGAACGCUUAAAAAUCACCAAAAAAAAAAAAAAUCCUGAGACCAAAAAACUAUUUAGCUUUUUCUAAAUUUAAUAAUUAAAUACACGAAACUGGUAGACGAACGUUCAAAAAAUGGAAAACAAAAUACAAAAAAAAAAUUGUAAAGUAGGAAAGCGAUAAACCAUGAAUUAGAAUGGAUUAAACUAAAAAUAAAAUCAAAGAUCAAAUAGAAAUGCAAUGGAUAUUUUUCUUACCGAACAAAACUGUAUGUUUUAUAUAUUUUGGAAUGGAGAAAACACAAAACCCGACAUCUCUGAAAAUAUAUUGCAUUUACAGCAUUCUAAUAGCGAUUGUAUAUUUUUUAACAAUAAAUGUUGAGUUUUUGUUGAUAUUAUAGAUGAUUUUUAAGAAAUGAAAGUUUUAAAUAAAAUGUUGAAGAAAAACUAGUUGAUGAAAUAGUAGAAAC
Messenger RNA from Hermetia illucens (black soldier fly), 15610 nucleotides. RefSeq names its product dual specificity protein phosphatase 15. Gene Ontology annotation, cellular component: cytosol. Gene Ontology annotation, molecular function: protein tyrosine/serine/threonine phosphatase activity. The transcript has 9 exons. Gene Ontology annotation, biological process: protein dephosphorylation. NCBI's taxonomy places the organism in Eukaryota, Metazoa, Arthropoda, Insecta, Diptera, Stratiomyidae. Bases 991 to 2187 code for a protein of 398 amino acids. The record is from RefSeq and is a predicted model, not a curated record.